Messenger RNA from Rhinocladiella mackenziei CBS 650.93, 4164 nucleotides. RefSeq lists its product as uncharacterized. The transcript is spliced from 2 exons. Gene Ontology annotation, molecular function: protein binding. NCBI's taxonomy places the organism in Eukaryota, Fungi, Ascomycota, Eurotiomycetes, Chaetothyriales, Herpotrichiellaceae. The coding region runs from base 1 to 4164 and encodes 1387 amino acids. Gene Ontology annotation, biological process: positive regulation of TOR signaling. The record is from RefSeq and is a predicted model, not a curated record.
AUGUCUGAUCCCAUCCUCGCGGAGAAUCAGAAUCCCCUUCCUCCCCCAGCGCCCCCUUUACCGCCUGGUCGACUGGGCCAAUUGGGGAGAAUCAUUGUUCCCUGGGGAAAGUAUACUGGCCCAAAGGCCCAUGGUGGUCCAGCACAAGGCGACCGUGAUCACGCUCUGCGUCAAAUCACCGGCAUACACACGUACAGGCAUGAGAGUUCGCUCCCAUGCCAGACGGCCACCCAUCGUACUGGUAUCCCCAUCGCCGCUCUCGAUAUCAACCAGUCGGGAACACACGCCAUCCUCGCGGGCAAAGACAUUCUCAAGACCGUCCGAGUGCAGGAUGGCAAGGUCACCGAGGACCUGAACCUUCGUGCCUCCAUUAUUUCCUACGCGUCCACUCGUGCAUCGCCUCAAUUGGACGGACCUAGCAAGCGCCGAGAAUAUUUACCAGCAAGAGACGUGAGAUGGUCCAAAGGCCAGUGGCAUCAUAUCAUAGCAACAGCGGCCACGAAUGGUCGCAUUGCACUCUACGACCUGAGCAGUUCCAGCCCCAAAACCGAGCUCGCUUGGCUUCAUGAACAUACGGGCCAGAUUAACAAGCUAGAUUUCGAUCCGUUUGCGGGAUACCUUUUGCUAUCUGCCAGCCAGGAUAAGUCGGUUAGGUUGUGGGAUUUGCGAGAUCCCAAACCCGAAAAGGCCCGUAUUCGCUUCGAGGUGCGGAGUGCCGUUCGGGAUGUGCGCUGGUCUCCGUUAGAACCACUCGAUUUUGCGGUAUGCGCUGAUGGAGGUGUGAUCCAGAAAUGGGAUGCGCGUUCUCCAUUGGGCCCGAAGUUGAGCAUCAGUGGACACGAGAAAGCGUGCUACUCGCUGGACUACCAUCCUGAUGGCCGCCACGUGAUAUCCGGUGGAUUCGACAAGUACGUGAGGGUCUGGGAUUUUCAGAGUGACAAUAGACGCCAGAAACCCGUCUUUCAGCUUAGAGCGCCUCAUGCGAUUAGAAACAUUCGAUGGAGACCUCCGUGCAGAGCUUACGAGGCGGCUAAUUCGGGCCAUUGGCAAAGUACUCAAGUCGCCGUGUCCUACUAUCACGACGACCCCAGGCUUCAUAUAUGGGAUCUUCGACGGCCGCUGCUCCCGUUCCGGGAACUUGACCGAUACAACACUCCGGCCAAUGAUCUUUUGUGGGCAAAUAAGGAUAUGCUUUGGACCGUUGGAGACGAAGGAAUCUUUACUCAGUGGGAUGUCAAACAUGCUUCUCCUUUGUACAAUCAACUCUCUCCUUGCGCCUCGGCCUUUACGCCGGACGGUCAGUACUACAUGUUCUCCGAAGACAGAGAACUGCGGUGGGGUCCUGCCCAGGACGAUCCUGCGUUGGGGUUCUUAAGUGUUCCUCACGACAGACUGAGCAGUGGCGACGAUGGCGGUGCAAGUCGAAGCUUGACCGACGACGAUAGCGCUCUUGACACGACCAUGACAACGGGCUUUCGACGGCAGGAAAGAGGUCCAAUCUCCUCGAGGUCAAACAAAUCCCGGGCAAAUAGUCCGCCUUCGGUGGAAGAAAAGCCAUCUGUUCUCCCACUAGACAAAGCCGUUUUCGAACGUCAGGAUCUAUUCCGCAAUAAACAAGUGGGUGCUGCCGACUACAUUCCCGGUGUGGCUGCUGAGCCAGAAGUCGUGGAAUUUCUGGCCUCACACUAUGCAGCGCCGGCCACCGUCGGGGAAAGGAUGCAUGAUCCAGAUACGAUUCUGCAACGUUUGCAAAAUGUCUUCCACCAAAAUGCCGCGGCAUGUGACGCCGUCUCCAUGCAUCGAAUGGCACAAUCUUGGAGGAUACUGGGUGCGGUUAUAGUCCCCGAACUCAAGGAUUGGGCGGACGCCAAUCGUGCUAGACGUCGCGCUGAUGCCGCUCGACGACGUGAGACUUUGGAAAGUUUCAGGGCCAAGGCACAUCAAUCGAGCGUCUCCCCUCUAGCGGGGCUACCCAACCGUGGGACGGCCCCGAAGAGUGAUGCAAAGUCCCAGAACCUCAUGAGCAGCCUUUUCAGAGGUAUGGUGGACGCUGAGCGAGCACAUUCUGAGUCUGGAAUGGAUAGCACGUCCAAUAUGACCACCCCUGUGGCAAAACCUCUGCCAAGUUCACCUUCAGACUACAAGAGAUGGAUUCAUACUAGUAGCGAAGAAGGCAUCGACACCAUCGCACCGCUUCCUCCGUCGAUCCUGAACUCACACUCCACCGCGGCCGCGGCGGCACGUGCACUUAUCGAGAGCCCAGAGAGAGUCACGAAAUCAACAUCUUCCUCCCCGGAAACGGGCAGACAGGACCAGGGCGGCACUCGUCAAUCGACCCGAAAUCUCUUGACGGUGCCGGAGUCUCCUUUUCACUCAGCAAAACAACCCAACUCUGACCCCGUCGAACCCAGACGGACAGUACCCGCGCCACAAAAUCAAGAAGAUCGGAGAGCAGCGUUACGGGAUUAUCGGGUGCAAGCUCGCCCCGUAUUUACCUUGGAAGGUUCGACCGACAAGCCGAAUUCUGAGAAUCGACAUGAUUCCGCGGGGAGCUUUCCGAUGUUUUCUGCAUCAACCGACAGCUCGCACAGGGCACGAUCACUUGAACGGUCGUUCGAGUCUCCCAACAGUCCUGGCCGGACAUCGGGUCGACGUCGGGGUAACAGUGCCCACUACGAGCACGACGAUGAAUCCGAAGACUCGUCGUCUGAAGAUUUCAGUGGCCAACAUUCAAGAUUGAACCCAGGACCAGGGGCCAAUUCCGACGAGCGCGAAGGCGGUGCUUCCGCCACGGACACGCCAUUAGACACGAGAUUUGGUCUUGGUGACUCCCAUGAUACUGGCCGGUCACUUCCUGCCCAGAAGAACAAAACUCUCUGGGACUCGGAGCAUGAUCAUGGCUCCGCUCCCAUGUCGUAUUUGAGCACAGCGGUGUCCUCCUCGCCGGACAUCUUUCACUUCGAGGAAAGUGCACCCAUACCUAAGCCACGGAUACAUACGUCCAAUCCGAUACGAGCAGGACGUCCUGACAAGACGGUGGAAGGACACAACGCCGACGGGCAAUACGGCCCAAUAUCCAUGGCCGAACUUGACUGUGAGACUUACUUGUAUCAAGAUUUCUGUCCCAUUGACCUAUCCAAGUAUGAACCAAAGUUGCCUUUUGCUUGGUCAUCGCUGCCCUUGAUAUGUCAAAGCAUCUCUUUCGAUGUGGAGAAUGGGAUCGGCCACGCUCAAUUCGCCACCCAUCUGCUCAUGCAUGUUCAUCCUUACUUUUUCCACCCGAGUUUCCGGGACCUGAAGCGACCAGGGAGUGAAGCAAAUUGUCUUGCCGAUAGAUUGAUGACUCCACAUCUUGGACACCGGAUCAUUGAGAGCCUUUUCGAGAAUCACCUGAUGUUUUUGAGACGGACCGGCCUUUUCGAGUCGGCGGCCCUCAUUCGAAAGAUGUGUGUGGAACUUGACUACCCCCGGCUGUGCCACGCCGGGUCGUCGGAGAGCACGCAGACCGGUGGCAGCCUCUCCCAUGGAGAUUCGAGGAACGUAUUCAUCGUCUGCAGCGGCUGUCAAGGCCCGAUGCCCACAGGAAAAGAUGUGUGCGACAGGUGUCAGAAAGUCAGAUCUGUGUGCCCGAUCUGUCAAUCCCUGAGGGGUCCAAGUGACGGUCUGUUCCUUUCAAACAUCGGGGCUGCCGAUUCACAGAGCUGGGGUCAAAGCAGGAACACGUGGUUGUUCUGCCAGGCAUGUGGGCACUCGGGACAUGUUCGAUGUCUGAUGGAAUGGUUUUCUCGGCCUUUCAGCGAAGGGACGUGCCCAAGUCAAGGCUGUGGAUGUGACUGCGGCCCCGGUCUGACCCGACAACAGCGAAUUCAGCAACAAGUGAUACGAGAAGAUGAAGCCAAACUCAUUCGCGGCACCCACACGGGAAGCGGCUCUACUAAGCGAGAUCCUGUCCGAGCUACGCCGAGUCCUGCGGUGGACAAAGUGAGGGUGGCCCUCCGCAACGGCGUUGGAGAGCGGGCUACGCAGAGCGGUGAUGAACGGAGUAUGACCGGCCGGCGGGCGAGCAGUCGAGGAGGUGGAAUUUCUAGUUUUAGCAGUUCACGCAAAAGUGUUCGAUUAAUCACGCCCGGUGAGGAAGGCGACCAGUUUCAGCCGAGAUCUUGA